AUGGCUAUGGCUGCCGAUUCGGCCGCCAAUCACCACCUCGACGGCGUCAAUAGGAAAAGUAGUUUACCAUCUCCCUGGUCGAAGGUGGUCCGAGGGGCUGAACCAGAGGCCGUUCAUCAAUCGCCGCCAUCGUCGUCUUCAUCGUUGUCCUCGCUGGGAACCUCGACACCGGAGCAAACCCCUUUUUCCGAUUGCUCCGUAUCCUCCAAAGCUGCUCGUUCUUCGCCGCCGCCAUUGCCUCUGCCAACGGCGGAUGGUUCCUCAGCUGCUGAGGGUUCCAAUGGGAACAACGGCAAUGCGGCUAGGCCAAAGAAGCCGGCUUGGAACAAGCCCGCUAACGACGUCGUUGAGGUUAGUCCUACAACUGUAAUGGGGGCUGUUUCUUGGCCUGCUUUAUCUGAGUCCACUAGGGCUUCACCUAAAUUACCGGCUGAUUCCUCUUCAAAGACUGUCUCCGAUGCAACUGUCACCCAUGGAUCAAUCUCGGUUUCUCAGGCACCUGUUAUAACACAUUCACCCAACUCCAAAAGACAUUCUACGAAUAAUGCAAGCCCUAACUCCACAUCGAAUAAUGCAUUUCCAGCUCGACAAAGACCAUCAAAACGGGGUGGUGGUGGCAGCACUGGUGGUGGUCACGCACACAGCGGUUUUGGACACCCUCCCACACCGCCACCACCGCCACCAUUCCCUGUUUUCCCUAUACUUCCAAAUGGUUAUGGUAAUCUGGUACCAACGAUGCCUGAUCCUUCUUCAAGAGACCCUUCUUUUCGGGGAAACAGUUGGGAUGUUAGACCAGUUGGUGGGUUUGUGCCUCAAUCACACCAAGUAAAUGAUCAUCGCACUAAUUCCCGUAGGGGAAAUUUUGGCCCCCACCCCCGUGGAGAUGGUCCGUACCACAACAAUCACGGAGGCAAGCGUGACCAAGAUCGUGGAAAUUAUAUGAAUGCCAGGGAUGCCCACAUGCAUCAGCAUAGAGCUCCUCCAAGGGGCCUUGCAAGGCCUGCACCACCAAACACUGCUGCAUUUCCGCCCCAGCCUGCAAGGCCAUUUGCAAACCCCAUGGGUUUUCCUGGUGAGUUUGUUUAUAUCCCUACAUUGCCUUUGGAGACCAUGAGAGGCAUGCCAUUCAUUUCUCAAGCACCACAUCCUGCAAUGUUUAUUCCUGUUGCAGAAUCUCCUCUGCCUUCUUUAAUAGUCAACCAAAUAGAUUAUUAUUUCAGUGAUGCUAAUCUGAUAAAAGAUGACUUUUUGAGGUCAAACAUGGAUGUUCAGGGCUGGGUUCCCAUUUCUUUAAUAGCAAACUUUCCUCGGGUUAAGAGUUUGACAACCAACAUCCAAUUGAUAUUGGAUUCCUUGAGAGCUUCAAGUAUUGUUGAAGUACAUGAUGACAGGGUGAGGAGGCUUAAUGAAUGGAUGAAAUGGAUACCUGCUGGUAGUCAGCUUCCCUUUGAGUCAGGCUCAUCAUCACCUGGUGUAUUAAGUCAUAACACGCUUGCAACUUCUUUUGAGAAGAUGACAGUGGAGGAAGAGGCUCCUAGCCAAACUAACAUGACAGGUAAGCUAGAAUCAAACUCUGUGUCUAUUCCAGAGAGCUGUUCAACUGAGUCAGCUGGCCUGUCACAACUUCCCAAUGGGGAUGUUACCCAAACCAACCAUUGA
Molecule: messenger RNA, 1659 nt
Organism: Prunus armeniaca (apricot)
Lineage: Eukaryota; Viridiplantae; Streptophyta; Magnoliopsida; Rosales; Rosaceae
Source: the annotation of a GenBank genome assembly